Messenger RNA from Hyaena hyaena (striped hyena), 793 nucleotides. It is a transcript of the gene RSL24D1, whose product is annotated as ribosomal L24 domain containing 1. The transcript is spliced from 6 exons. Gene Ontology annotation, molecular function: structural constituent of ribosome. The record is from RefSeq and is a predicted model, not a curated record. Gene Ontology annotation, cellular component: nucleolus; ribosome. NCBI's taxonomy places the organism in Eukaryota, Metazoa, Chordata, Mammalia, Carnivora, Hyaenidae. Bases 71 to 562 code for a protein of 163 amino acids. Gene Ontology annotation, biological process: ribosomal large subunit biogenesis; translation.
CCUGUGAUGGGGCUUCGUCACUUCCACUCGAGAUCGGCGUUUGGUCUGUGAGAACUCACGCGGUUUCAACAUGCGUAUUGAGAAGUGUUAUUUCUGUUCGGGGCCCAUUUACCCCGGCCACGGCAUGAUGUUUGUCCGCAACGAUUGCAAGGUGUUCAGAUUCUGUAAAUCCAAGUGUCAUAAAAACUUUAAAAAGAAGCGCAAUCCUCGCAAGGUUAGGUGGACUAAAGCAUUCCGUAAAGCAGCUGGUAAAGAGCUUACAGUGGAUAAUUCAUUUGAAUUUGAAAAACGUAGAAAUGAACCUGUUAAAUACCAGCGAGAGUUAUGGAAUAAAACUAUUGAUGCAAUGAAGAGAGUUGAAGAGAUCAAACAGAAACGCCAAGCUAAAUUUAUAAUGAACAGAUUAAAGAAAAAUAAAGAAUUACAGAAAGUUCAGGACAUCAAAGAAGUCAAGCAAAACAUUCAUCUUAUCCGGGCCCCUCUUGCAGGCCAAGGAAAACAGUUGGAAGAAAAAAUGGUGCAGAAAUUACAACAGGAUGUGGACAUGGAAGAUAUUUCUUAAAGAUCUCACUAACAAUUUCUAUAAGCACGUUUGAAAAUCUCCUUAGGAGACUAAGAACUCCAAAAUUAUCUUUUAUAUUUUAAAUAAGGUCACUCAAAUGAAAGGUAAUUAAAAAUACAUGUCUUCUGCAUUGCUGUCUGUUAGAUUGCGUUUCCAUUGUUAAACCUUCACUGAUAGUUACAUUUAUGUAAAUCCUGCAGAUUCUCUUUCUAAAUACAGAAGUGAAAUAUA